Vigna unguiculata (cowpea) is the source of this 1230-nucleotide messenger RNA. RefSeq names its product F-box/kelch-repeat protein At3g23880-like. Lineage: Eukaryota; Viridiplantae; Streptophyta; Magnoliopsida; Fabales; Fabaceae. The record is from RefSeq and is a predicted model, not a curated record. Gene Ontology annotation, molecular function: protein binding.
AUGUCUUAUUUUCAGAGUAGUUGUCUUCUUCCCGAAGAUAUGCUCAUGGAAAUUUUGUCAUGGCUUCCUGUGAAGGAUGUCGUGCGACUCAAGUGCAUUUCAAAAGGAUGGAACCACCUUGUAUCUGAUUCUGCAUUUGUGAAACUACACCUUAUUAGGUCUCCAAAAAACACUCAUAUCUUAUUGACAUUUGACACAAGAGGAGGUGGUUAUGCCAUAGCUCCAGUACAAGAUUUACUUGACAACCCAUCAUCCACAGUUGAAACUUUACUUCGCAACGAUUUCCCAUACAACCCAUUCAAUCGCAGUUACACUGUCUUGGGUGUCCUCAACGGCUUAGUAUGUUUACAAUUUUCUUGGGUUGAUGAUGAAUUUGAACACCACUGGUUUCAUAUGUGGAAUCCAGCCACAAGGGCCAUGUCUAUAGACUCCCCACAUAUUUCUUUUGAUCACAGCGAUUAUAAAGAUGUUUUCUGGUUUAUGUUUGGAUUUGGGUAUGAUGAAUGGAGCGACACUUACCAAGUUCUGUUUUUGGAUAAUAAUAAAAAUGAAUCGCAGGAACUGAAGGUACGAGUUUGGUCUGUAGGGGAUACUUGUUGGAGAAAUACUUCAAUUUGUGACGCUUUUUCCACCAUCAUUUGUCCUGUAAGUCGUGUAAGUCGUGGAAGUGUAAGUCGUGGAAUUUUUGUGAGUGGUACUUUAAACUGGUUAGCAUUUCCCAAAUCCUACUCUUACUAUGAUAAUGUUAAGAUGAAUCAGCUUGAAAUAUUUUCUUACCAUCAAAAGGAAGAGACAUGCAGAUAUUUUCCUAUGCCUGAUGGCAUUUUAGAAAUCAAUGUUUGUGAGCCUGAGCUUGAGGUUUUGAAAGGUUGUUUGUGUCUUUCUCAUCAUCAUGAAGGUAAUUUUACUGUUUGGCUGAAGAGAGAGUUUAACCAUGAAAAAUCUUGGUCCAAGUUACUGACUUUAAGGUAUGAGGAUCAUUAUAAAUAUCUCAGUCGUGAUUUUCUAUUAGAGUUGUGGAUUAUCUGGAUGUGUGAAGAUGAUGAUGACUUUGUGCUGCUUGCAAACAGAUAUAUAGAUAAACCGGACUUGAUUCGGUACAACACCAGAGAUAAUAGAAUAGAUCGUCGUGAACUUUACAAACAUGAAAGUUCAAAUAUUUUCUCUUAUGAUUAUGCUCCAAGUUUGGUUUUUCCGCAUGUAGAACUACCCUUAGGUUAUUUUAUUUGA